GCAGCAGCAGCGGCGCCGCCCGCGGUUCCCGCCGGGGCCCGGGCGCCGGCCCCGCUCUGCAGGAUGGGCACGGUGCUGUCGCUUUCCCCUGCCUCCUCGGCCAAGGGCCGGAGGCCCGGCGGGUUGCCGGAGGAGAAAAAGAAGGCGCCGCCCGCGGGGGACGAGGCGCUGGGGGGCUACGGGGCGCCGCCAGUGGGCAAGGGCGGCAAAGGCGAGAGUCGGCUCAAGCGUCCGUCCGUGCUCAUCUCGGCGCUCACCUGGAAGCGCCUGGUGGCCGCAUCUGCCAAGAAGAAGAAAGGCAGCAAGAAGGUGACGCCCAAGCCAGCGUCCACCGGUCCUGACCCUCUAGUCCAACAACGCAACCGCGAGAACCUUCUCCGCAAGGGCCGGGACCCCCCCGACGGCGGUGGCGCCACCAAGCCCCUGGCUGUGCCAGUGCCCACAGUGCCCGCGGCUGCUGCCACCUGCGAGCCACCGUCGGGGGGCAGCGCUGCAGCCCCGCCGCCAGGCUCGGGUGGAGGAAAGCCGCCGCCGCCACCACCCCCAGCCCCGCAGGCGGCGCCGCCGGUGCCUGGUGGCUCGCCGCGGAGGGUCAUCGUGCAGGCGUCCACAGGCGAGCUGCUCCGCUGCCUGGGCGAUUUCGUGUGCCGACGCUGCUAUCGCCUCAAGGAGCUGAGCCCUGGCGAGCUGGUGGGCUGGUUCCGCGGCGUGGACCGCUCGCUGCUGCUGCAGGGCUGGCAAGACCAGGCCUUCAUUACGCCCGCCAACCUGGUGUUCGUGUACCUGCUGUGCCGCGAGUCGCUGCGAGGGGACGAGCUGGCGUCGGCCGCCGAGCUGCAGGCCGCCUUCCUCACCUGCCUCUACCUCGCCUACUCCUACAUGGGCAACGAGAUUUCCUACCCACUCAAGCCCUUCCUCGUGGAGCCUGACAAGGAGCGCUUCUGGCAGCGUUGCCUGCGCCUCAUCCAGCGGCUCAGCCCGCAGAUGCUGCGGCUCAACGCCGACCCCCACUUCUUCACGCAAGUCUUUCAAGACCUCAAGAACGAGGGCGAGGCUGCCGCCGGCGCCGGGGGUCCACCGAGCGGGAGCGCGCCCGCAGCUUCUUCGGCCGCCAGGGACAGCUGCGCGGCCGGAGCCAAGCACUGGACUAUGAACUUGGACCGCUAGGGAUACC
Molecule: messenger RNA, 1174 nt
Organism: Marmota flaviventris (yellow-bellied marmot)
Lineage: Eukaryota; Metazoa; Chordata; Mammalia; Rodentia; Sciuridae
Gene: Cdk5r2
Product: cyclin dependent kinase 5 regulatory subunit 2
Biological process (GO): axon guidance; brain development
Cellular component (GO): protein kinase 5 complex; growth cone; cytoplasm
Molecular function (GO): cyclin-dependent protein serine/threonine kinase activator activity; protein kinase binding
Source: RefSeq, a predicted model, not a curated record